Messenger RNA from Amphimedon queenslandica, 1888 nucleotides. RefSeq lists its product as uncharacterized. The transcript has 8 exons. NCBI's taxonomy places the organism in Eukaryota, Metazoa, Porifera, Demospongiae, Haplosclerida, Niphatidae. The coding region runs from base 14 to 1684 and encodes 556 amino acids. Gene Ontology annotation, cellular component: mitochondrion. The record is from RefSeq and is a predicted model, not a curated record.
CUAACUUUUAAACAUGUCCACCUAUAGGUUUUUCCAUCUUCGCCUGGUUCAAGUUCUGUUACAGUGUCCUGCAGGAAUCAGUCCUUCCAUGAGAUGCUUAAGAACUUUAAAAAGUUACCAUAUCACUGCACUAAAACUGCAGGGAACUUUAAGAAGAUAUUGCAGGCCUAGAGUGUUAAUGGUGGGUACUUCGUGCUCUGCUGUGAUUGGAUCUAUGCUGAUAUUGAAUAAUAACAGAUCAGUACACUGCAUUGAGUCUAAGAGUGGCUUUAUUGACAAACCAAUCGUUAUACCAGAUGGAAGUUUUAAUAGAUUAAUUGUCGUAUUUCGUUUGUUUUAUCUUGGUCUUCUCUUUUCGCCAGUUCUACUGUGUCAUGUCAUCGAGAUCCUAUUACCUCUGAGAUUCAUAUUGUCUCUUAAAUGGAGUCUACUAUUAUUCUCCAUUGAAAGAGCUGGCCCUGCAUUCAUUAAACUGGGCCAAUGGGCUAGCACCAGACCUGACAUCUUCUCAGAGUCCACUUGUGCAUUCUUAUCUCAGCUACAACGAGACUGCACUCCGCAUUCUUGGGACGCAACAAAGCAAACUCUUGAAGACAGCUUUGGCCCUCAAUGGGAAGACAUGUUCACUAGAUAUGACCAUACUCCUAUUGGUAGUGGUUGCAUAGCUCAAGUGUAUAAAUGGGAUUUAAGUACUGAUUCAAUGCAAUGCAGUGCUGAUGCUGCAGUAAAAGCUAAUGGGGGAUCAUUACCAGUAGCUGUUAAAGUGGUGCAUCCAGGUGUGGUGGGAUCUGUACUGAGAGAUGUGUACCUAAUGGAGACUGUGGCUUGGUUUGUGGAUAGAGUGUUUCCUUCGGUUUACUGGAUCAGUCUGAGAGAGUGUGUGGAUGAGUUUGGGAUUGUCAUGAAAAAGCAAUUGGAUCUCAAAGCUGAGGCUGUCAGUAUGGACCAGUUUAGAAAGAACUUUAAAUCACAUAAACACAUCAAAAUCCCUCAACCAAUCCAUACACUUGUAACCAAUUCAGUACUAGUAGAGACAUUUGAAGAAGGUGUUCAUAUAUCGCAAUAUGUAAAAGAGAGUGAGCAAACUUCACUAAAGAAAAGGAUAGCAUCACUUGGCAUUGAUGUACUGCUAAACAUGCUCUUUGUACACAACUUUGUUCAUUGUGACAUGCACCCAGGGAACCUCUUGGUACAGACUGACCCCUCAGUAGGAGGAGGAGGUGACCCAUCACUAGUUCUUCUUGACUGUGGUGUCACUGCUAGUCUAAAUAACAGAGACUGGGACAACCUCCAUCAACUGUUCCUUGCUAUUGUAAAGAAAGAGGGAGGAGUAGUUGCAGAUCUAAUGCUGUCCAAUGCAAGUACUAAUGCUUGUACUGAUGUUGAUAGCUAUAGAAAAGAAAUGAAGGCAUUGGUGACUUCUGCAACAGAACAACUUAACCUAUCAACAGUUAAAGCUGGUCCUUUAUUAUCAAACUUAUGUAAAGUACUCAUAAAACAUAAAGUAAAAUUGGAAUCAAAUUUUGCGUCAGUGAUGUUAGCAGUGAUGGUAGUUGAGGGUCUUGGACGAUCCCUUGAUCCUCAGUUAGAUAUACUGGCAGCUGCUACACCAUUCCUUUUAAGGAAAGCCGCCAAAGACUCACUGAAGACUCUCAUGAACAAAGAAAAGGACAAGUACAAUUAAAGUUGUGUGUAUUCAAGUAUCUUUCAUUUAUAAUUACUAAAGAUAGACUGUUAAUUUAUGAUCUAAAGACUCAAACUCUAUAAGACCGAUUUGUUUUUAUUCUGUGAUGAGUUGUUUGUGUGUGUAUCUGUACCCCUGAAGUGUCUCUAAUAUAUUUAUUGUUAUUGUUCAUCCAUUAUUUACUCUCAUUUCAGUUUAUCUGUA